AUGUCUUUUCCCAAAACUGUGGCCGACUGGAACAAUCUCAAGAUCAUCCACAAAAACACUCUCCCACCACGGGCGCAUUUCUACUCCUACAGCUCCGAGGAGAAGGCUCUCACCUUUGACCGUGACAAGAGCGAAUAUUUGUCUCUCAACGGGACAUGGAAGUUUCGCCAUGAUGCGUCUCCUUACGAGGCGCCCGAUUGGCUGUCAGUCGAUCCUCUGAGCUGGGACGACAUCAAAGUCCCGGGGAUGUGGCAGCUCCAGGGCUAUUCGCAUCCGACAUACACCAACGUCAAUUACCCAUUCCAUGUCAAUCCUCCCGAGGUGCCGCUUCUCAACGAAACUGGGUCCUAUUGGAGACGGUUUGAGACACCACCCUCGUGGAACGGACAACAGAUUCGCAUUCGGUUCGAAGGAGUUGACAGUGCCUUCCACCUUUGGGUGAAUGAAGAAGAGGUUGGAUACUCCCAAGGGUCACGCAAUCCCAGCGAGUUUGUCAUAACUCCCUUCCUCCACCCCGCCGGGUCGGUGAACACCAUUGCAGUGCGUGUGUACGAGUUUUGUGAUGGAUCCUACAUUGAGAGACAGGAUCAGUGGCUUCUUAGCGGUAUCUUUCGAGAGGUCGGUUUACUGGCCUUCCCACCACACUCCGUAGUCGACUUUAACGCCGUUGCAACGCUGAGCAAGGAUCUAUCCUUAGGCGAGUUGCUCACCAGUGUCACCACACAAGGUGAAAGUGGCUUCGUGAACAUCAAACUAUACAAGCCCGAUGGCACGCUACUUAAUGAGGCGGUAUUUCCAUCCACCAAAUCUAAAAGCAUUCAGGUAUCGGGUGAUGACUUGAAGCUGUGGUCAGCCGAAGACCCCGCGCUGUAUACCGUACUGAUAUCAUUCGAUGGUCGUACAAUUCCCCAGCGGAUUGGCUUCCGGCGUAUUGAGCAGAAGGACUCCAACUUCUUGGUGAAUGGCAAGCCUAUUAUUUUUUAUGGCAUGAACCGUCACGAGCACCACCAUCUCUACGGACGCGCUGUACCGUAUGAAAAUAUGCGUGCGGACCUCCUUCUGAUGAAAAAGCACAACAUCAAUGCCCUCCGAUGUUGCCAUCAGCCCAAUGACCCAAGGCUCUAUGAGGUUUGUGAUGAGCUGGGCCUCUACGUUAUAGCCGAGGCAGAUCUCGAGGCGCACGGCUUUGAUCCCGUGGAGAGGUCUAACAUCCCAAAUCAACAUCUCAUGAGCGAACAGGAGAUCCAAGAGAUGUCGUAUCAGAUGGCCGCAAAAUGGACCUCGGACAAUCCAGAAUGGAAGGACGCCUAUCUUGAUCGAGCUGUGCAGCUUGUUCAGCGCUUCAAGAAUUUUCCAUGCAUUAUCUUCUGGUCACUUGGUAACGAGGCAUUCUACGGCCAGAAUCAUGUCAGUAUGUACAAGUGGAUUAAGGAGGCUGAUCCGACCCGACUCGUGCACUACGAGGGCGACAGAGAUGCUAUCAGCGCCGAUAUUUACUCCACUAUGUACUGGAGCCCAGACGCUCUCAAGAAGCAUGUCAUUGAGAAGCCUGAUAAACCCCUGAUUCAGUGCGAGUAUGGCCAUGCUAUGGGCAACGGUCCCGGCGGCUUGAAGGAAUACAUCAACGCUUACCGCAACGAAACACUGUUACAGGGUGGUUUUAUCUGGGAAUGGUGCAAUCAUGGUCUUCUGAAGAGAGACGGUGACGUGUCAUACUACGCCUACGGUGGUGAUUUUGGAGAUCAGCCCAAUGACGCCGACUUCAUUCUCGAUGGAAUGGUGUUCUCUGAUCACACCCCCACUCCUGGACUGGCCGAGUAUAAGAAGGCUAUUGAGCCCGUCACCGUGUCAUUGAAGGAAGGUCGCCUGGAAGUGGUAAAUCACUACGAUUUUAGCACCCUUGAUCACCUGUCCGUUUCGUGGCACAUCGUCAGGCAGCGGGGAAACACGAAGCCAAUGCCAUGGCUUCUUCCCCAAAUCAAGCCCGGGCAAUCCAUGCUACUUGAUCUUCCAGAGGGAGUAAGCUUUGGCUCGGAGCCAUGCUGGCUCACCAUCAACUUCUGCCUCGGGGAGUCCAAGGCAUGGGCCCCACAAGGGCAUGAGGUCGCGUGGGCGCAGAUUCCCUUAUUCGAGGAGCAGAAUCUCACACUUCCACUCGCCUCAAUCUCGCCAUCCCUAACACUCUCGGUACGCGAAGGGCCAGGUAGACUAUACAUCGCUUCGAAUAAUUUCGCUUCCCACUUCACGUACGAUGUUAUCAGAGGCGAUCUGUCCUGGUCCACUGAAACUGGCAAGAUUCUCCACAGCGGGCCACAGCUCGGAAUUUACCGCGCCUUAACCCAGAAUGACCUCGGCGCAGAGGGUCCCUGUGUCGAGUGGAAAAGCUUCCGCGUGGAAAGCACGCGCAUGCGUGUCAAAUCUUCUAUUUGGCAUAUUAAUCAGAACGGAAGCGUGUCCAUCGCUACCAAAGUUCGCGUUGCACCCACAGUCCUGGAGUGGGCAAUUGAAGCCACACUCAAUUACACAAUCACCGCGUCUUCUGUUAGUCUCCAUGUCAAGGGUGACUUCUUCGGCACGCAUCCUAAAUACAUACCCAGGAUCGGCCUUACCGUUCGCUUACCCCGCGACUACGAUGCCGCUACAUGGCUUGGCCGAGGACCUGGGGAGUCUUACCGCGACACGAAGGCUGCGGCCCGGUUCGGGAUAUAUACAGCCGCUGUUCAUAACGGUCUCGAGACCCCGUAUGAGUGGCCACAGGAGAAUGGCAAUCGCAUUGACACACAUUGGGUCCGUAUUCACCAGUCAGCCCCAGGUACCUCGGACUAUUCCUCCGCCGGUGCCAAUUUACCUUUGCCGGAGAUAGAGGCCAGAAUGGAUACGCCCUUUAGUUUCUCACUUCGUAAAUAUGCCACAGCAGAGCUGGACCGCGCCAAACACCCUCACGAUCUUUCAGAGCUGAACCGCGAGACCGAAUUUAAUAUUGAUCUUGCGCAUCAUGGAAUUGGUACGGCGAGCUGUGGCCCUGGCCCAUUCAAGGAUCAUAGAUUAGAGGCGGGACCGUUUGAAUUUACCACGCUUUUUAGGUUGAUUGCCAGCCAAGACAAUUGA
This is a messenger RNA of Penicillium canariense, 3108 nucleotides long. Its product is annotated as Glycoside hydrolase family 2 N-terminal. The coding region runs from base 1 to 3108 and encodes 1035 amino acids. Gene Ontology annotation, molecular function: beta-galactosidase activity; carbohydrate binding. The record is from RefSeq and is a predicted model, not a curated record. Gene Ontology annotation, biological process: lactose catabolic process. Gene Ontology annotation, cellular component: beta-galactosidase complex. The transcript has 2 exons. Lineage: Eukaryota; Fungi; Ascomycota; Eurotiomycetes; Eurotiales; Aspergillaceae.